AUGAAGUAUUGGAACAAAAAACAACUUCCAAAUCUACAACCCCAAAUACCAUUCGGCAAUUGUCCCAAUUUCGCUAAAGGUAAAGAAAAUCUAGGGGUGGAACUAGCCCACUUGUACGCCCAAAUAAAAAAGGAAGGUUGGAAACAUAGCGAAAAUGAUUUUGAGCAUUUUUGUGACCGUAUGGUUGGUGGAAACCCGAAAACAGAGCCCUUGCAUGCUCAUUUGUUAAACCUAAAAGGCACACAAUGGAGAGAUAUGAGAACUAAACUACGUCCGAGCUUCACCGCAGGAAAAACAAAGAUGAUGUUUGAUAUUAUAAAACAAUGUCAAGAUUGUUUAGUCAAGAAAGUGGAGAAUCUCGGCUCCGUUGAAGUAGUGGAACUUUGCAAAAAUUUUACCACAGACGUGAUUGGGUCUUGUGCCUUUGGACUCGACUGUAAGUCUAUGGAAAACGAAAUUUCUCCUUUUAAAAUUUACGGUCGAAGAGCUCUCCCCACAACAACACUAAGUCGCCUAAAAUUAACAUUUUUUUCUAAUUUUCCAAGACUCGGCUCAUUUUUGAAUAUUCGCACUAUUGAUAAAGAUGUGCAUGAUUUUUUCAUGAAUUUGGCACACGAAGUGAUUGAAUACCGGGAGAAAAAUGGAAACACCCGUCACGAUUUCAUCCAGUCAUUAAUAGAAAUAAAGAAAUCCGGUUCUCUAACUGUUGAAGAUAUCGCUGCCCAAACUUUUGUGUUCUUUUUGGCUGGGUUUGAAACGUCUGCUCUUUUAAUGACUUGGACGUUGUACGAACUUGCGAAAAAUUUAGAGAUCCAGGAGAGACUUCGGGAUGAGAUUUGUGACGUCUUGGAGAAAUUUGAUGGAAAAAUCAGUUACCAAUCUUUGCAAGAAAUGAAAUAUUUCGAUCAGGUGAUGAAUGAAACCAUGAGAAAAUUUCCUCCGGUUCCGUUCGUCAAUAGAGUGUGCACAAAAGACUACAAAAUGCCAAACGAAGACACUAUUAUUGAAAAAGGGACGGCUGUGGUUAUACCAAUUUUGGGAAUCCAUCGCGACGCAGACUAUUAUCCUGAUCCGGAAAAGUUUGACCCGGCACGAUUCAGCGAAGAGAAUAAAAAGAAAAUGCAUAGUUGUGCGUACAUUCCUUUUGGAAAAGGGCCUAGAAGUUGUAUAGGUAUGCGACUCGGCCUAUUACAGGCCAAAGUCGGUUUAUGUGGCCUUGUUAGAAAUUUUCGUUUUACACUAAACGAAAAGACACCAGACGUUAUGGGACUAAAUCCAGGCAGUUUGUUUUCUUCCCCAGUAGAAGAAAUUUGGUUAAAUGUAGAAAAAUGUCUUUAG
Messenger RNA from Zophobas morio, 1338 nucleotides. Its product is annotated as cytochrome P450 6a2-like. Lineage: Eukaryota; Metazoa; Arthropoda; Insecta; Coleoptera; Tenebrionidae. Gene Ontology annotation, molecular function: monooxygenase activity; oxidoreductase activity, acting on paired donors, with incorporation or reduction of molecular oxygen; heme binding. Bases 1 to 1338 code for a protein of 445 amino acids. The record is from RefSeq and is a predicted model, not a curated record. The transcript has 5 exons.